AGAGAGAGAGAGAGCAGGACAGGAUAGAAGUUGUGCAGACCCGGGAGUGUGUGUGCGUGUGUGGAUUGCCAGCAGCUGGAAGUCAGUAGCACAGCCUUGCCGAGCAUAAGAGACUGUUUGAUGUGUGUGAGCUGAGGAGACUUACAGAUGGCUGAAGGAGUUGGAGUUGAAGCCAGGGCAAGCCCACCCACUGCUGCUGUACACUCAUCACCUCUCCAUGAGGCCAUCGGCUGCCAAACUUCUGACAUCCAUCUGAAACAUUCCACAAUAACUCUGAGACACAUCAGACCAUCCACAUACCUACUCUCGCCUCCAUUAACAAUGGCUGUACUGUGGAGACACACCAAGAAAGUCUAGAAGUCUAGGCCUCACUUCUGAAAUUCCAUGUUAUCCAAACACAUUCACAGAUCCAUUGAAGUUGCAAGUACAGAGACAAUGCAUUCUUGUACUUUACAUCACUAAUGUCAAUGUUUAUAUUUAUUUUAUGCCUGCAUAUUGUCCCUGCUGUCACUUUUCUCAGUACAGUAUUAAUGUUAAAGAAGGUAUCACUGAAAGGCUGGAAUACACUACUCAACAUUUAAAAUUGGAACAGAUUUUAAAACACUAGGCAUCCUACACUUGGCCACUUUGGAGAUAUUUACAGAGGAAAACUGGGUAUCAUACACUAGACGACUGAGAAUCACAUGCUACCAGACUUCCUGUUGUUCAGAACACAACAAAGUCAUCGUGCCUCAUUGCUAGGAGACGCAUGAUAAAGAAAACAAUGUGUGUUCUAAAAUCGGCUCAAAAUAUCAAACAAAGUUUCUUUAAAGUCGGUGGAUUCUGAUUGGCUGUUUUAUCAUUCUUCAGCUGGAAAUAUCUUUCUGGAAUUGAUUCCAACGAUAUUGUUCCUCUGUGUCUUUAUUGUUAUAGUUGCACUGUGAACAUCCCUACUAGAAUUAGAAUGAUUUUUAAAACUUUAUCUUUAUAGUUAAUAAGAGAUUUUCAUAGUGACAGGACACUUCAUCACUAUGAGACAUGAUUUUGUAUUUUAGCAUUAGGAAGCUGGCUGAGUUCUAUUAACAGCACACUAAAAAAAAAAAAAAAAAGCAAAACUACCAAGGAGAGAAAGAGGCUGUCUGAAAAUGUUUAGGAAAUUCUAACAUCGGUGUGUUUUUGUCUGUUGAGCUGUCUCUGAAGUGAAUAAUUAGCCGUCUGCUGAGUGCUGAUAAUCACACCAUUAGCUCAGUCCUUAUGGCCCUUGAAUUUACAUCAGCUCUGUUGCUCCACACACACCUAAUGUGUUACUUUUGGCUGAUUCUUUAAUUGCCUUUUGAAUGGCCUGAAUGAAUAAAAUACCAAUGGAAAAGAGGGUGACCUGCUGAUGAAGUUUGCCAAAGCUCUGCAACAAGAAGAUCAUUAGUGAAAUAUCUCAAAGCCAAAAUCACAGGACAAUUUAGAUAAUUCAGAUAACUUGGAUCAGUCAGAACUGCUAAAUCAGAGCAAUACCCAAUAUGGCAGAAAGCACAGAAAUGGACCAGCUUCUGAGCGCCUUUAAGAAGUUUGCUGUUCAUGGUGACACCAAAGCCACUGGAAAGGAGUUGAAUGGUAAAAACUGGGCUAAACUGUGCAAAGACUGCAAAGUUAUUGACAGCAAGAAUGUCACCAGCACUGAUGUAGAUAUUGUCUUCACAAAAGUCAAAGCAAAGACAUCUCGGGUCAUAACAUAUGAGGAGUUCCAGAAAGCUCUAGAAGAAUUGGCCCCAAAGAGGUUCAAAAUUCAAAGCAAAGAAGAGGCACUGCAGUCUAUGCAUAAGCUAAUUGAGGGCAAAGAACCCGCCAAUGUUGGUGUAACGAAAGUGGCAAAAACUGGCGCAGUGGAUCGGUUAACCGACACAUCUAAAUAUACGGGCUCACACAAGGAGCGCUUUGAUGAGAGUGGGAAAGGCAAAGGAAAAGGUGGGCGGGAGGAGAUUGUGGAAAACACAGGCUACGUAGGGGCCUACAAGAAUGCUGGGACUUACGAGGAGAAGACGAAGGCCAAUUAAGGCCACACUGUCUCCAUGUCAACAAGCUCUGAGCUUCAUCUUUAUCAGCACUUAGGUCUGGACCAAAGCCGAAAUUGAACUUUGACCUGUAAAAUCACACAGCCACUAUGCAAUGUAACACAGGAAGUGUUGUAAAUGUUUGUCUUUAAACAUAUAGUAUUACAGUUGGUUUUAAUUAGAAAGUUGAAAGAAGGGUAAGAAGGAACUGGUGAGGACUAGUCUCACUCCUUUCGUGCAGACCAGCGUCUUCUGUACAGUAUGUAGGAUUUCAGGUGAAAAUCUCAAAGAGCAAGCAUGAAGACAGCUCUUCAAGUGGGGAAACAGAUAAGUGGUGUAUUUGUUUCAGUUUUUAUGUUGUUAUUUAAUAGCUACAAGAAAGGUGCAUCUAAACAUCACAAUGCUUCAGACAGGGAGAAGCGAAACACAGGAAGCCCUUUAAGAGAUUUAUUUCUUCCAACAUGUACGUAAUUGCUGUCACUAAAUUCUAACAAUAUUCAUUGCUGAAACUUGUCAAAAAUGUCAUUCUUCAAAGGAUAAUGGUAAUCCAGCUUUAUGUGUGUUUAGCUACACUUCUGUUAUUAUUUCCAAAAAUUCAUUGUCAUAUCUUUGUUUUAGUUAGCUUACUGUGUUACUGAAACUGGAAACUGCCUUUGUAUAAACCAUUAUAAAUG
Messenger RNA from Sinocyclocheilus rhinocerous, 2698 nucleotides. Its product is annotated as tubulin polymerization-promoting protein family member 3-like. Gene Ontology annotation, molecular function: tubulin binding. Gene Ontology annotation, biological process: positive regulation of protein polymerization; microtubule polymerization; microtubule bundle formation. The transcript has 5 exons. The record is from RefSeq and is a predicted model, not a curated record. Gene Ontology annotation, cellular component: microtubule. Bases 1494 to 2027 code for a protein of 177 amino acids. NCBI's taxonomy places the organism in Eukaryota, Metazoa, Chordata, Actinopteri, Cypriniformes, Cyprinidae.